GCAACCAUUGAAUGAAGUGUUAUACUCGAGGGGCGCAUACGGAGCACUCAAUCCGCUGGAUAACAGCACUUGAAAGAUGCUAUAGCCGGUUGAAUGCUAUCUGCUUCAAAAAAUGUACGACAACUACGAAACGAGCCUUGUCUUACACACAUUUGUUACGAAAAACGAAUUACUUCAUGAUAAAAUGCAAUUCUAUCACAGUCACAAUGGAACUCAUCGAAAUCCAAUACCUGUUCAACGAUAUAUCUGUCAUCAUUGAGAUUCAUAGGAAAAUCCGAAAAAUUCGACGAACAAUAAACGUUCAUCAUUUUCUUUAAUAAUUACUUAUCGUUGGUACGUUCGAAGUUAAACUCGACCGUAAAGAGAGUUCAGGCAAAGGCUGGGCCUCGGGCUAAGCUGACACGAGAUAAUUUAAUUUUCUCGUUCCAACUUGGCUGAAUUGAUUGAAAAAAAUAGGAAGAAAAAACAUGCAAGGAUUCAACCUGGGGUAUGAGCUUGAUAAUUUCGGCGAUAUAACAAGUGUGCUAAUUUCACAGGUUUGUGGUGGUUUUUGUUUGCGUUUAUUUACAUAUGCUCUGAUUGUCGCUAGCAAAGAAUAAGGAAACUUUAUCUCGCAAAACUAUGAAUAUCGAGUCUGAUGACGCCAGUAGGAAUAAGCAUUAGAGGAAAAAAGAAGACGAAAUUCAGCUUCCAUUCGCAAACAUAACUUCGCUCGAUUUUCAAUCAUGAUGAUCAGUAUUUGUCAUUAUUAUCAUGGGUUGCAAAAUUGUCAAAUAUAAAUUAAUGUACGCAACCCCUUAGAUUGACCAUAUCAGUAUGGAUAUAAUCUGCUGAUUUAUAGCUGUGCAAUAAAUCACCUGAAGAAAGGCUUUGCCAGUGUUUAACUUACAAGUAUUUCAUAAUACGAUUCACUGACGAUUACCGAAAUAAUUUGCGUUUCAUGUAUUUGAUUUUUGGCGUCCAUUCACAUUUUUUUUAUUAUUACACCCAACCGAAGCUCAUUUCGGAUUUAUUUUUAUGCGAUAAUUUUCUAACUCAUAGAUAAGGAAACUUGUCUUUAAGAAUUCAAACAAAUUCCAUUAUCGAUGACAAACGAACCCCAAAUCCAAUUAACGAAUUCUUUUCCUUAUAUUAAGGCAUGGAUAAGAAUUCUUGUAAGCUAGAACCCAAGCUCAAAACAAUUUGAAGAGCUUUGAAAUCCACGACAGAAAGUUUGUUGUGAAGUGAAGUAUUCGCAAGUCAAAGAUUAAAAAUUUCAAAUGUACAUCUUUGACUAUACCAGUGCUUGUAAAAUGUAAACUUGAAAAGUGAAACUGGGUCUCCUAUAUAGCCUUCCACAGUCUUACCCCAAAACUUAUUGUUAGUAGACAACUUAAAUAGUUCAUCUCAUUUGAACGCUCUUAUUUACAAAAAUUUCCUAACAGCAGCGGUUGGCUUAUCGUAGAGAAAAAAUGUUACGAUUCUUGUAUAGUGAGCAGUAUCAUGUUCGCCUCUGGCAGUGAGAAAACUUACAUCUUGUAAAACUUCUCUCCAACUACGAAAUCAUUCUUUGGAAAAUAUAAUUUGUGCUAAGAAUUAAACAGCCAAUAAAAGGUGUCUUAAUUGAAAAACGGCUGUCGAAUAUGUUCGUGGGCGCAAUAAUAUUGUGUCUUCACCUGUCGAUGUAUUGGCACUAGAUGUCUAAAUUAUUUCUACCAAAACGGUCCGAUCAAUUAAAAGUUACACGAUAUAAAAUAACAAUACUGUUGGUGAUACAUGGUUUUAUCUUGACUUAGAAAUUCUCAUCUUUAUAGUUCAUCGACUUCGUUGCAGUCGAUGAUUGAUUAUUCCGUUUGAGGAAAUUUUUAUACCUGCAAGACUUCCAAAAGCAUUGGAAAAAAACUUGAGCAGAGAUCAAGCAACUAAGACAUUAAUGGGAUAGGUUUGGCUAUUUCAUUUCAUUUUAUUAUAUCAUUAUACCUGUUAUCGGUCUUUUUAAGGACAUAGUUAUAAUCACGAGCGACACAUUGUUAUCUCCAGACUACGUCAUCAUAAUUAGUGUGCAAACACAAACUGUCAAAAAAUAAUUCAUAUUCAAAUGCUGUAAAAUAAUUUUUAUGAGCAAUUUAAUGAGUCGUUUUUUUAAGAAAUACUAUUUUUCAAAAGGCACUUUGGCAAAUAUUGAGUUGAUAAAAAGUCCAGUUACCAGUUAUGGAUUAUAAUUGAUUCGAAAUAGUAUUGAUUGAUAUCAAAAGUGGUAGAACAAUUCGAAAAUUCACGUGUGAAAUUGAGCGACAGCUACUGCCGAAGAACGCAGGACGACCAAUUUUUGGAAGUGAAAAUGGCUGAAAUGGCAUCGAAUCCGAUACCACACAUCAAAGAAGGACGAAAAUUGUAUCAAUAUCUUGCGACGUUAGUGGCUGGAUUGGCCGCUUUUCAAGUUGGCAUGAUAAUAGGAUGGACAUCCCCGGUGCUUCCAUAUCUAAUGUCCGAGGAAUCUUUUAUAACCGUCAACACGGAGCAAAGUUCUUGGAUCGGUUCUCUUCUGGCAUUCGGCUCAGUUCUGGGUGCCCUUCCAGCUGGAAAUAUAGCUGAUUACCUGGGAAGACAUCGAUCAAUCCUUAUAUUCAACUUCCCAUUCUUGGCAUCGUGGCUCCUUAUCAUUUUCAGCACAAACUUAUGGCUGAUAUACGCAGCUAGAUUAUUAGGAGGUAUUGGAUGUGGUGGGAAUUGUGUUUUGAUUUUAAUGUACAUCGGAGAAAUAGCCGAACCAUCGGUUCGUGGUACUUUAGCAUCAACUUUCGGGAUAUUUCUGGCAUUCGGAACACUUUACGCUUACAUAGCAGGCACUUUUAUGAGUUACACGCUCUUUGCCGUUUCCGGCGCGUUUUUCGUGGUUCUGUUUUUGAUUCUAUCGCCAUUUUUAACCGAAUCGCCAGUCUGGCUUAUCAAACAAGGUCGCAAAAGAGAUGUAGGAAAACCUCUAUUGAAAUUACGAGGUAACGAGUACGAUAUACAAAGCGAAAUUGAACUCCUUCAAAUUCAAUCAACGAAUCGAGCAUCGCGAAAAGGCGGCAUGAGGGACCUCAUAGGUACGAAAGCCGGGCGUAGAGCUCUACUUAUAAGUGUUGGACUCUCAUUUUUUCAACAAGGUUCAGGUAUCGAUGCUGUUAUAUUUUAUACCGUAACCAUAUUUAGGAUGACCGGAAGUUCGAUUGAUCCGUUUACCGCCACAGUGAUUAUUGGUGCGGUUGAAGCUUUUAUGGAAUUAGUCUGCGGGGUCGUAGUAGACAGAACUGGUCGUCGGCCAUUGUUAAUCCUCUCUGGAACAGGAAUGACGAUUUGCUUAUUCACAUUUGGAUACUAUUUUAUGCUAAAAGAAUCCGGGGAUGACGUUCGCAGUAUAAGUUGGAUUCCUCUUUCGUCUCUAGUUUUAUAUACUGUAUUUUAUUCCAUCGGAUUUGGAGGCGUCCCUUGGAUAAUGAACAGCGAACUUUUUCCUCCUGAAACUAAGGGUGUUGCAGGAAGCAUUUCAAGUGUAUUAAUUUGGACUCUUGGAUUUGUAGUCGUCAAAUCAUUUCCCUCACUGGGUCUAAGGCUGGGAGAAUGCGUUAUUUUCUGGUUUUUUGCGUCACUUAUGACCUUGGCCACUUUUUUUGCAAUUUUUAUCGUCAUAGAGACCAAGGGGAAAACUUUAUUGGAAAUUCAAGCUGAACUCAGUGGUGAACCGUUCACCACUGAUGGUCCCGGAAACAAAGGUCAACAUUAGGUCGUUCAAGUCUACGUGCUGCAAUUUCACGGGCUAUUAUAGGUAUAUGUUUUCACCUACAGUCUCUUUUUAUCCAUGGUUAACAUAAUAUGUGAUAAAUAUAAUUCAAUAGAUAAAUGUAAGGCAAGGAUAAUAGACAAUACUUGGAGGUUUUAUUACAAGAUAACUUGAGAAGUUAGCUCUUCGUUGUUGAUUUUUAAUUUUAUAAUUUGUUCUGCUUCAUCGUGCCCUUGUUACCGCAAUAAUAUUUUCUAUUUCGACAACGCCCUUUCGGAAAUAUUCAACUUUUUAGUUUGGUUCAAGUACUCGAAAAGCAUUAACAAUGAUGAGCUACACCCUGAGCACAUCAUACCGGACAUUGCUUAUUCCAAGUAAACUAUAUAUUCAUACCCAAUUUAACUGUAGUUCAUUUUUAUAUGGACUUGCACAUUUGUCACAGGAAACAUGCAAUUGGGAAUUUGCAUUUCGGUGCAACGGUAUAACUGAUGUUAAUUAAAUCAAAGCGGUAGGUACCGCUAUGACUGCAGGCUCAAUGAAUUGGAUUCGUUCAUUUUUGGUGGUCAAGUUAUCGCAACUUCAAAACUGGGAGAAUCUGUGGUGUUUAAAGGUUUCACUGUCAACACAGUUUUCGCUGUAUUUGUUUAUCAAGUACUGUAUUCCUGAAACUAAAGGGAAAACCUCGUAGGAAAUUCAAAGUAAAUUAAAUAGCUAGGUAUAUGUACAAUUGUUGAAAGAGACUCAGAUCCGUGCAAGACACUGGUUUUAUCAUAUUUUGAAACAGCCGCAUCUUCUAUCCGAUCAAGCAUGCGAUCCGAUGUCAAGCCGCGUUAACUGUUGGCUUUGGCUGUUGCUAAUUUGGGUAAGCUGUUGAACCACCACCCACCGUGAUCAUCGUAAUGUCGAGAAACCAUCAACAAAAUUGAGUGAUCCGAAAUCAACACAGUGGAAGUAAGCAUACUCGGUGGGCGCAUCUCUGAACACUUCAUUAAAUAAAUCACUAAAUUAUAUUCGUCACGGAAAAAAGAAAAUCAUAAACGUACCGUAUGUUCAAUUUCAAUCAAUCCUUGUACUAAAAUCUAAUAAACUCAUUACAAAUGAA
Messenger RNA from Athalia rosae (coleseed sawfly), 4847 nucleotides. Its product is annotated as facilitated trehalose transporter Tret1-like. Bases 2321 to 3748 code for a protein of 475 amino acids. Gene Ontology annotation, molecular function: sugar transmembrane transporter activity. NCBI's taxonomy places the organism in Eukaryota, Metazoa, Arthropoda, Insecta, Hymenoptera, Athaliidae. The record is from RefSeq and is a predicted model, not a curated record. The transcript is spliced from 3 exons. Gene Ontology annotation, biological process: transmembrane transport; carbohydrate transport. Gene Ontology annotation, cellular component: membrane.